UGUUUUGUAUAUCUUCACAGCGGCGCGCCCACAAUCCCCCUCUCUCUCUCCGCGCUGCCAUUUUAAUUGUCGACAUGAAGGUCGAACUGUGCAGUUUUAGUGGGUAUAAGAUCUACCCCGGUCACGGGAAGCGCUAUGCCAGAAUUGAUGGGAAGGUUUUCCAGUUUCUGAAUUCAAAAUGCGAAUCUGCAUUUCUUUCCAAGAGGAACCCUCGACAAAUCAACUGGACUGUGUUGUACAGGCGCAAACACAAAAAGGGCCAAUCUGAAGAGAUUCAAAAAAAGCGCUCCCGUCGCGCAGUGAAGUUCCAAAGAGCUAUCACUGGUGCCUCUCUGGCUGAGAUUAUGGCUAAGAGGAAUCAGAAGCCAGAAGUGCGCAAGGCUCAACGAGAACAAGCAAUCAGAGCUGCCAAGGAAGCCAAGAAAGCCAAAGCUGCAACAAAGAAAGUUAGCGCACCUACAGCCAAGGCUGCACAGAAAACGGCACCGAAGCAGAAAUAUGCGAAGCCAAUGAAGUCCCAGGCUCCACGUGUUGGUGGAAAACGCUAAAAUAAUCUACAUUGAAAUGUAAAAUAAAGCCUGAAUUACAUCCA
Molecule: messenger RNA, 592 nt
Organism: Leucoraja erinaceus (little skate)
Lineage: Eukaryota; Metazoa; Chordata; Chondrichthyes; Rajiformes; Rajidae
Gene: rpl24
Product: ribosomal protein L24
Exons: 6
Coding region: 75-548 (157 amino acids)
Biological process (GO): cytoplasmic translation
Cellular component (GO): cytosolic large ribosomal subunit
Molecular function (GO): structural constituent of ribosome; mRNA binding
Source: RefSeq, a predicted model, not a curated record